AUGUCCAGAGUGGAGGCCCUGGGAGAACCAGACCUCCGAUCUCAACUCAGGGAAUUCCGAACAGACAUCGCCAUGGCUAUCGAUGACGCCUUCCCAUUGGUCCAUGGGCUAGUGGACCGCAACAUCAUUAGUGACCAGUUGCUUAAGGAGACCUUGGAGAGGGAGACCAGAGAGGGCAUCCACAAGGCCAUGUACUCCCUCCUGUCCUGGCUGCUGGAACAGGGCAGGAGCACCAUCAAGGCCUUCUGGAGCAGCCUGGCCAAGGACUACAACCAGGACCGCUACCCCCGGCUCCAGGCCCUCCUCGCCAGCCUCCAGCCCCCCCGGCAGGGCUCUGUGGCCAGCUCAGGCUCCAGGCAGGGAAAGGGGUCCCCCGGAGGCUCCAGAUCCCACAGCAGGAAGAGGACCCUGGGCGACGGAUCAUCUGCCCGCCACCAACACUCCCACAGUCAUGCCAGUCAUCACACAUUGUCGUUAUCUCUCCCAGCAGGCAGCAGAGGGAAGGGGGUGAGGAAGAGUGAAGCUUCAGCGGUGGCCCAGGUCCCAGGGGAAAGUGGUAUGCAGGCGGUGUCCACCUCAGUCCAGCGGGCUGUCACCCUGUCCUCCAGUGAGUUCCCUGUCAGCUGUGGGGCCCGGGAAGAGAUCCUCAUCAAACAGGUGUUCGGCUCUGGAAGUGCCAAAAAGUGCAUCAAGGUGGGUGGUGAAUACUUUAGCUCUGGUCCAGUGGAAGAGAUGACAGGGGGGCUCAAGUCAAAGGGUGCAAGACCAAAAGUUAACCACAAGGGGGAGCCCUACACCAGGACAAUUGAGGUAAAUCACACAAUCCCUCUACAAACCUGUCCAUGGGCCUACUGUAUGCUUUCUGAAGAGGGUUAGCGUGUGUGUCUGCAUGGUGCGUGUGUCCAGGUGCAGCGUAAUGAUGACGAGUGUGGCGUGUGUAAAGACGGAGGCGAGCUCAUCUGCUGCGAUGGCUGUCCCAGAGCCUUUCACCUGGCCUGCCUCGACCCCCCCCUCACCACCAUCCCAGGUGCGCUCUCUCGCCACACCCUCCACAGCAGGGAAGGUCAAACACAACGCUGGCUCAUUCGUGUUCUCAUAUGCAGUGGCACUUGGCGCUGUCAAUCAUGCGGUGGUGAGCGAGGGAACAGGGAAAGAAUCCAGCCGGCUGGUCAGAGCUUGGCUCCUCCACAGAGGGCCGAGACCAGCUCCAGCAACUCCACCAUAGACAUCUCCUUCUUCUCCUCCUUAUCCUCCGCCUCCCUAUCCAGCGUCACGGCAACCAAGAGCAACCACAGUUCAGGAUAUCAGUGUGCCGGUGGACAGGUCAUGGGGGUCAAGGACGUGUGUGGGCUCUGCCUCCUGGGUGGAGGAGACUUGACCCACUGUCUGCAGUGCCUCCAGAGCUACCACACCUACUGCCAUUUCUCCACUGGAAGGUCCAUCUGCACUUCCUGCACUAGGACCUGGGGCGGCUUAGGGGACAGAGAGGCUGAAUCCAGGGGCUUACAGGCUCCACCCUCGCUGCCCCCGCCUCUCCCAGAGCCCAACCUACAGAAGGACGAGCUGGAUGCCAUCAUUGGAGAGCCGGGCUCCAUAGAUGGGAUUCUGCAGUGGGCCUUCCAUAACAUCUCCAGGCCUCUCUCCGACACUCAAGCCUACUUCCAAUGAUCUCAUGUCAUUUGCAGAAGAUCGCCAACACACACAUGCAAUUGUGCUCACAUGCGGUCUUACACACUUGAGCAAACACACACACACACACACCACUAGACACACAUGC
Messenger RNA from Hypomesus transpacificus, 1777 nucleotides. RefSeq names its product autoimmune regulator (gene aire). Gene Ontology annotation, cellular component: nucleus; cytoplasm. The record is from RefSeq and is a predicted model, not a curated record. Lineage: Eukaryota; Metazoa; Chordata; Actinopteri; Osmeriformes; Osmeridae. Gene Ontology annotation, molecular function: DNA binding; DNA-binding transcription factor activity, RNA polymerase II-specific; translation regulator activity. Gene Ontology annotation, biological process: humoral immune response; regulation of transcription by RNA polymerase II.